AUGGAGGGACUCCAGUACCUGUUGGUGGAACCAGCUUGCGAGGUGAACGAAAAGGGCACCAGAGAGAAAAAUGAUGGCAACGAGGACUUGAGUUUGGAUGAUAAUGAAAAGAUAGAAGCGGACUCAGAGGCGGAAUCCUUUGUGGAAGAAGACUGGAACGAUCCGGAACAGGACGAGGUGCCAAAAUGGACGGAACCAGAGUUGCCGAUAUCAGCAGGAACCAGGAGUGGUAACCGUAAACGGACAGGCAUGAGGAAGAAGAAAGUGGAAUUUAAGGAGGAGGCUGAACGCCUUGGACUAGAGCAAGAGUCCGGGGAGUGGCCCACAGUGGAAGAAGAUGCUGAAGAAGAAAAAUUGUCCGGGGAGUGCGAAGAGUGGGAUGAAGGUUCGCAGAAGAGCAGCGAUGACCCAGACAGUCUAUGCAUGAUACUGGCGGAAGAGAAGAUGAGACACCGCGACAGAGAGCUACAGACGGAUCCUUCCUCAGGAACGUACAACUUGGAUCAGCAGGAAGUGCGAGGAGGUGAAGAACUUGAGAAAAUUGCAGUGUCGAGGAAACCGUUUAGGGAGCUAUCGUGCAACUCAAAUGUCAGAACAAAUCUGGUGCCAGAAGAUGACAUGAAGGUCAUAAGGAGGAUAGUAUGCGUAAAGCUGAAGGAUGACAUCCACAACCCUGGAGAAAUGAAUGGUCAGAUAAUAGCACUGAAAGAGCACGUCAAGGCAAGAUAUAGGCUGUCGGAUCUAAUACGGGUCCAAAAGAUUGACAAGAUGACAAGUAACCUCUCAACAUGGAUCCGGACAGGGUCCAAAGAGAAGGGGACCUAG
Molecule: messenger RNA, 825 nt
Organism: Symsagittifera roscoffensis
Lineage: Eukaryota; Metazoa; Xenacoelomorpha; Acoela; Convolutidae
Product: nucleoplasmin-like protein ANO39
Exons: 2
Coding region: 1-825 (274 amino acids)
Source: RefSeq, a predicted model, not a curated record